GGCAGGCGGGCAGCCGGAAUGGCAGGCCGCACUCCCGAGCGAGCGUCCAGGUGCUCCGGCGCCGCUGCGCCGCGGAGCUUUAUUGGAACUUGAUGGAGGAGGUGGCAGCGGCAGCCCGGAACCCUGAGGAAGUGCCCCGGGUGUCUGUGGGAUUGUGGGGGGUGCACACAGCGAGGGGCGCCGACCGGGGAGAGAUGGAUGGGCCCUCUCGAGACAAAGCUGACCCCCCCCUUGGGCGAGGUCAGACUCCGUUCUCCCCGCCCCUCCCCCAUGGAGUCAAGCCUGUGGUGAUUCCCAGAAGUCCCCAGAAACUUGCGGGGCUUCCCUGUGCGGGCUGGGCCGGAGCGAGCUCCGAUGGGGGGGCCACGAGCCCGGCAGCCAAGUCCCGGCUGCUGCCCAGAAGUCACGAUGUUCGGUUUCCACAAGCCCAAGAUGUACCGGAGCCUGGAGGGCUGCUGCAUCUGCAGAGCCAAGUCCUCCAGUUCCCGCUUCACGGACAGCAAGCGCUACGAGAAGGACUUCCAGAGCUGCUUCGGCUUGCACGAGACGCGCUCGGGAGACAUCUGUAAUGCCUGCGUGCUUCUGGUGAAGAGAUGGAAAAAGCUGCCCGCAGGCUCCAAGAAAAACUGGAAUCACGUGGUCGACGCGAGGGCCGGCCCCAGCCUCAAGACCACCCUGAAGCCAAAGAAAGUGAAAACUCUGUCUGGAAGUCGAAUCAAGAGCAACCAGAUCAACAAGCUGCAAAAGGAAUUCAAGCGCCACAACUCGGACGCUCACAGCACCACCUCGAGCGCCUCCCCGGCCCAGUCUCCGUGCUACAGCAACCAGUCCGACGACGGCUCGGACGUGGAGAUGGGCUCUGGCUCCAGCCGGACCCCCGUCUUCUCCUUCUUGGAUCUCACCUACUGGAAGAGGCAGAAGGUGUGCUGUGGGAUCAUCUACAAGGGCCGCUUCGGGGAGGUCCUCAUCGACACGCAUCUCUUCAAGCCCUGCUGCGGCAGCAAGAAGGCGGCCGCCGAGAAGGCCGAGGAGCCGCGCGCCGAGCCUCUGGCCGCCUCCCCCCGGGAGGAGUGGUGACGCGGGCCGCUCGGCGCCGGCCGCCCGACCGCCCCUCCCCCGGGACGUGCUGUCCUGCCCAAAGACGGUUUCUAGACGGUUCGCAGUGGGUUGGUUUGUUGGUUUGUUUCCCUUUUCUCUGAGGGGGGGCGCUCUUGGGGGAGGGGCGCCCGUACUACUGAGCGGCCAGCGUGUGCGUGGGUAGAGCAUACACUGUACAGACCGAAGACUGGACGGAGGGGCGGCCGCCGCCGGGCUCGGGGCUUCCCGGCGCCUCUUCGGCCCUCCUCCCUCGUCGCGGGCCGUUGCUGCGGGGGCCCCAGGGGGAGGAAGAGGUGUCGGGGCGCCCUCGGGGUUGGGACUGGCGCGUGCCGGAGCCUCCCGGGCCGGCGGAGGAGGAGGGCUCGGCUGACCGCGGCUCGCCUGACCGUGGAUCGUCCGAGCGGCCGGAGGCCGAGCAGGGAGCCUGGGGGGAGGCGCCGCGCCUCCGCCCGCCCGUCCUGGCCGCGUCCCGCCCUUGCGCAGUUCUCUUGACAUGGUUUUUGUACAUUUUUAACGGCUGCAGCCCGGUAGAAUAUACUAUGAUACCGACCAUCUCUCCUUCUGUAUUUAUUUAUUUAUUGCUGAAGCUCCUCCACGGUCCUGCGCUGCCCCGGCCUGUAGGGCGUCGUGCAUGUAGUCACGCACUUGGUGUCCGCGUAGUCGAGACCUCCCGACCCUUUUGUACUUUUAUACUGUUCUCUACUCGGCCUUUUCCCAGCCUACGGAAUAAAUUUAGUCUUCUUUAGAA
Monodelphis domestica (gray short-tailed opossum) is the source of this 1846-nucleotide messenger RNA. RefSeq names its product SIN3-HDAC complex associated factor (gene SINHCAF). Gene Ontology annotation, biological process: negative regulation of cell migration. The record is from RefSeq and is a predicted model, not a curated record. Lineage: Eukaryota; Metazoa; Chordata; Mammalia; Didelphimorphia; Didelphidae. Gene Ontology annotation, cellular component: Sin3-type complex.